UUAUUAUUAUUAUUAUUAUUAUUAUCUGUAGGUAUCAGUGGAGUGGAUAAUUCUCGUGUGUUCUUCAGUUCUGGUGAAGAUGUCCAUCUGUCCUGUAAUAAAGCUCUUUCUGACUGCACAACAACUACAUGGCUCUAUAGCAGACCGUCAGAGACAGUUGAACUGAUUACUUUAGGAAUAAAGUGGACUGACACAGAGAGACACGAGAGACUGAGUCUGGGCUCUGAUUGCUCUCUGAACAUCAAGAAAGUCACAAAAGAAGAUCGUGGACAUUACUCCUGCAGACAAUAUGUGAAUGGACAACAACAAGGAGCUGAUGCACGUGUUGAUCUGCAUGUUCUUCAUGUGUCUUCAUCAUCCUCACAGUCUGAGACCAGAUCAGGCCGCUCUCUGACUCUCUCCUGUCAGUUAUAUUAUGAUGAUCGAGUCUCUUGUGAUACUUUAGUCCGUUCUGAGGGUGUUGAUCUGAUCUGGGUGAAUCAGGCCGGUGUGAAUCUGCAGACAGACUCCAGAUUUCAGAUCUCAUUCUCCUCAGAACAGUGUCUCAUCUCUCUGACUACAACACUCCUGAAUGAAGAUCACAACAGAGAGUGGAGAUGUCAGCUUAAACACAGAGAUCAUCUGAAGACCUCAGCCACAUAUACUGUCAAGUAUCCAACUCCAAGUGAAACAAAGCCACCGUCUCCAGUCACCAGCUCUAAAUCAGCUGCAGCUCCUACACAAGCAGCUUCAGCUGAUUCAACACUGAUUCCAGUCAGCAGCUCAAACUCUGAGAAGAAAUCAAGUCAAACUACAGCAGCUUCUCCAGAACAAGAUCAUCUGUGCGAGAAGAACUGGUGA
Messenger RNA from Carassius carassius (crucian carp), 840 nucleotides. RefSeq lists its product as uncharacterized. Gene Ontology annotation, molecular function: protein tyrosine kinase binding; MHC class II protein binding. The transcript has 5 exons. Lineage: Eukaryota; Metazoa; Chordata; Actinopteri; Cypriniformes; Cyprinidae. The record is from RefSeq and is a predicted model, not a curated record. The annotation marks the transcript as partial. Gene Ontology annotation, cellular component: external side of plasma membrane; membrane raft. Gene Ontology annotation, biological process: T cell activation; interleukin-15-mediated signaling pathway; positive regulation of ERK1 and ERK2 cascade.